Molecule: messenger RNA, 1274 nt
Organism: Hippocampus comes (tiger tail seahorse)
Lineage: Eukaryota; Metazoa; Chordata; Actinopteri; Syngnathiformes; Syngnathidae
Gene: insm1a
Product: insulinoma-associated 1a
Exons: 1
Coding region: 207-1274 (355 amino acids)
Biological process (GO): regulation of cell cycle process; neuron differentiation; negative regulation of transcription by RNA polymerase II
Cellular component (GO): transcription repressor complex; nucleus
Molecular function (GO): RNA polymerase II cis-regulatory region sequence-specific DNA binding; DNA-binding transcription repressor activity, RNA polymerase II-specific
Source: RefSeq, a predicted model, not a curated record
CACCUCAUCCAAAUUCAAGAGGGAGAAUGAGCGAGGGGGGCGGGAACCUCCCUCUGAUUGGUGGCAGAUGAAGCAACUGGGAGUCAGGAGGGAGUCAAUGUGGCCUUAAAAAGGGCGCAGUUGUUGAGGAGCAGCAAGACCCGCUGAGAUCCGAGUACCCCCACAACCCGUGCCAAACACCCCAAAAGUGCCUUGAGCUGGUCAAGAUGCCGAGAGGCUUCCUGGUCAAGAGGAGCAAGAGGCUCAACCUGCUGUCAUACCGCUCGCAGUGCAAGGAUGAGGCGGAGGAGCGGAAACCUUCGGGGGCUUCAUCGCAAGAGCGCACGCGCGCGUCCUCGCGCGCCCGCUGGACGGUGCCGCCGUCGGCCUUGGCGGCGGCACCGGAGUGCGAGUGCAGAGCCGCCCGCUUCGGCAUCCCGGAGGGGGUGUACCGAGCCCUCUGUAGCCCAACCUGGCCGGCGAGCGGAGAGCAGGAAGCCGAGCGGCACCCGGCUUCGGGUUUGGCUUCACCGGUGUCGGCCGAGGUGUUCCCCGCCGCGCUCGCCGCCCUGGGGAACCUCUUCAACAUGGGCUCCAGCACCUCCGCCAAGCGGACCGCUGACCCCGAGUUCAAAGUCAAACCCGCCACCAAAAGAGUCAAGAACAUGCGGAAGCUGCACUUUGAGGACCACGUCACCACCUCGCCCGUUCUGGGGCUGAAGAUCCGGGACAUUCCGGCGGCCGAGCGCCGCUCUCCGGGCGGUACUGACGGCGAGCCGCGCGGCCAGUUUGUGUGUCAGCUGUGCGGGGAGGCGUACGCCGACCCGCUCGGCCUGGCCCAGCACCGCUGCUCCAGAAUCGUCCGGGUGGAGUACCGCUGCCCCGAGUGUGACAAGGGAUUCAGCUGCCCCGCCAACCUGGCGUCACACCGCCGCUGGCAUAAGCCCAAGGCGGAGGCAAAGAGUCUCCCCGCGGCGGAGCCCGGCUCGUCCGAGUCCAGUUCGGAAGGGGAGGAGCCGCACGAGCGCGCUCAGGGCACCGAAAGGUUCAAGCGUCAAUCCUGCCUGCGGAAGCGCGUGGCCAUGCGGCACACUCCCAUCGACCUGAGCGCAGCUGCCGGCGCGCAAGCGUGCCCGACUCGAGGAGAGGCGCACGCUGGCGCGCCUCACGCGCAGUCGGCGCAGGCUUCGCGCUGCAAACGUUACUCGCCCGGACUCGACCGCUGCCGUGCGUCCGAGGGCGCUGAUGAGUUGCACGGCCGGCAAGUGGUCAGCGCGUCCGCCUCACGGUUCUGA